This is a messenger RNA of Mizuhopecten yessoensis (Yesso scallop), 4467 nucleotides long. Its product is annotated as methyl-CpG-binding domain protein 3-like. Bases 78 to 836 code for a protein of 252 amino acids. Lineage: Eukaryota; Metazoa; Mollusca; Bivalvia; Pectinida; Pectinidae. The transcript has 6 exons. Gene Ontology annotation, molecular function: DNA binding. The record is from RefSeq and is a predicted model, not a curated record.
UUGAUCGUGGUACUCGGGCUCAUUUCCGGUAAUGGCGUCUUGACAAAACAAAGCUUACAGAGAAUAAAACCACAGAAAUGGAACUGGAGAAGCGGCGAUCCAAUUGUGGCGGCUUGCCGUCUGGCUGGAAGAGAGAAGAAGUCGUCAGAAAAUCGGGUUUAUCAGUUGGUAAAACCGACGUGUAUUAUUACAGUCCUGAUGGGAAGAAGAUCAGAAGUAAACCCAUGCUGGCUCGACAUCUUGGUGAAUCCUUAGACUUAAGUGCUUUUGAUUUUCGGACAGGCCGAAUAAUACAUAGUGCACUUAGAAAAAGUAAGCGCCCAAGGGGAACGCCAUAUGAUUCUACAAGAGGAAUUCGUCAUGAUACAAGUCUAGUGCUCCCUAUCCGACAGACAGCGUCCAUAUUCAAACAGCCAGUCACAGUGAUCAGGAACCUGACGGAGAGCAAGUCCAAAACAGAUCUGAAACAUGGCCCUCAAGAUCCUCCGAAACAGUUGUUUUGGGAAAAGAGACUACAAGGAAUGAAAGCUUGUGACAGUGGAGACGAGUUCUUACUGCCUUUAGAUUUACCUAGAAAUGUACAAGGUGUGGGACCAGAACUGUCAACAGAGAACAUCCUACAGAGUAUAUCUGCAGCCCUUCACUUAGGCAAUGCUCCUGUGACAGGACAGGCCAACAACAAAGCUACACUGGCCAAAAACCCGGGUGUUAAUAUUGACACCAACCAACCACACAUACAGCAAAUGAUCGUGUCUGAGGACGAUAUAAAACGUCAAGAAACAAAAGUGAUGGAAGCAAGAAGAAAGUUACAGGAUGUUAUGAAGGGCCAUUUGUAAUUUUAUACUGUGAAUAGAAAUUAGACUUAUAGUGUACACCACAUCCAGUUCAUCAUUGUAUGGAUCUCACAAAGAUUAUACUUCAUUUUGUAAAUACUUAUGACUUGCAGACAAAACUUGCAAAUUUUCAAACAAAUUUGAUUUGCAAAUAUUUUCCAAAACCUUAAAGCAAAUUUUGAAGCCUGUACUAGCUUUGCUAGAACUUCUGUGAUAUAAAUUAUAUUUAAAAUCAGUUUUGUGUACCUGUAACAAUUACAGUAUUCACAAGACUUGGACAGUUUGUAUCACAAAUGAAGCAAUAGAAAGCUUAACAAUUGCCUGAGAAAUCAUAAGCAGCUGCAGUUAACAUUUGGAAUACAUUGUACAGUAAAACUCGUAUCACUUCGACCAAAAUUGAAAAAUUACUGUCGAUCCUGUUUGAGUUACAUAAAAUUGUAGCCACUUGAUUUAAAGAGAGUUUGAACAAUCUGAUGUGACUUCAGCAAAGCCACAAUGAACAGUUGUGUUACCAGUACAGGUCAAUGACUGCCCGUGGACAAUCUGAUGUGACUUCACAAGUCACAAUGAACAGUUGUGGUACCAGUACAGGUCAAUGACUGCCCGUGAACAAUUAGAUGUGACUUCAGCAAAGUCACAAUGAACAGUUGUGUCACCAGAACAGGUCAAUGACUGCCCGUGAACACUCUGAUGUGACUUCACAAGUCACAAUAAACAGUUGUGUUACCAGUACAGGUCAAUCACUGCCUGUGAACAAUCAGAUGUGACUUCAGCAAAGUCACGAUGAACAGUUGUGUUACCAGUACAGGUCCAUGACUGCCCGUGAACAAUCUGAUGUGCCUUCAGCAAAGCCACAAUGAACAGUUGUGUUUCCAGUACAGGUCAAUGACUGCCCGUGACCAAUCUGAUGUGACUUCACAAGUUACAAUGACCAGUUGUGUUACCAGUACAGGUCAAUCACUGCCUGUGAACAAUCAGAUGUGACUUCAGCAAAGUCACAAUGAACAGUUGUGUUACCAGUCCAGGUCAAUGACUGCCCGUGAACAAUUAGAUGUGACUUCAGCAAAGUCACAAUGAACAGUUCUGUCACCAGUACAGGUCAAUGACUGCCCGUGGACAAUCUGAUGUGACUUCACAAGUCACAAUGAACAGUUGUGUUACCAUUACAGGGCAAUGACUGCCCUUGAACAAUCUGAUGUGACUUCACAAGUUACAAUGAACAGUUGUGUUACCAGUACACGUCAAUGACUGCCCGUGAACAAUCUGAUGUGGCUUCACAAGUCACAAUGAACAGUUGUGUUACCAGUAAAGGUCAAUGACUGCCCGUGAACAAUCAGAUGUGACUUCAGCAAAGUCACAAUGAACAGUUGUGUCACCAGUACAGGGCAAUGACUGCCCGUGAACAAUCUGAUGUGACUUCAUAAGUCACAAUGAACAGUUGUGUUACCAUUACAGGUCAAUGACUGCCCUUGAACAAUCUGAUGUGACUUCACAAGACACAAUGAACAGUUGUGUUACCAGUCCAGGUCAAUGACUGCCCGUGAACAAUCUGAUGUGCCUUCAGCAAAGCCACAAUGAACAGUUGUGUUUCCAGUACAGGUCAAUGACUGCCCGUAAACAAUCUGAUGUGACUUCACAAGUCACAAUGAACAGUUGUGUUACCAGUACAGGUCAAUGACUGCCCGUUUACGAUAUAUUUACAAAUCUGUUGAUGCAUAAUAUUAGAUACGUCAUUCUGAUAUUGACUUGUUAUUAUCAAUUAUAAAGUAUAUUUUGACUAAAUGGUGAAGCAGAGGCCAAUAUGUAGGCCAAUCUUAAGUCUCGACGGAAGUUCAGUGGUAAUAUAUCGAAAUGUGGAAGGUAAAUUGAGACUGCAGUUACAUAUUAAUUAGUUUAACCGUUCGCCUGAUCAAAUCCGAUUGCUUUCGCACAUGUACAUGUAAAACAUCCAUUAAGAAAAUCAGGGAUUGAUGGUCUGGUAGUGAUGAUGUAAUCAAAUUGUACAGUAAACGCAGUAGUAUCAUGACAGUACACGUGUCGUUUGUCUGCAAUGUGACAUCAACAUUCCACUCUCCUUACUUGUAGGAUGUAUUAUACACAGUUGGGGCCUAAAGUUAUGUACCUGGCCUGUGCAUAUUAACAAAACAAAAACUCAUUUUGGAAGUCUGCCACAGUUAGCUUCCGUGGUCAAACAUCAUGACUAUAACCCGUAAUGUGUACGAACUUCCCUCGGAUUUGACUCCAUCAGAAAUCAACUGUAUAUAUCCACACAGUCACUUUAUAUUUGAAACAAAAACAUAUCUACAUUAACUGCUUUACAGAUUAAUUAUGUUUAUUCACAUCAUUUCAUAUAAAUGGAUUUUCAACAGAAGAAUACUAGUACUCAUUCUUGAAAUAUACAAUUAAGUAAGAUAUAUUGUAGAUGUUUGUUUUCAUUAUCCUGUCAAGUGAGUUUAUCUUCGCUUAUAAUUUAUUGACUUAAGAGACUUGAUAGUUUUGGUUUCUCUCAUAAAUUAUACAUUGAUAUAUUGCUGCAACUUCAUCACACAAGUAAAACUUGAUGUGUCCAAAUAGAGGUGAGGAAACUUGCAUUCUCUGCACCCCUGGAAUAAAUAUGUAAAAAUCAAAGGCUCUGCACCACCUUGUGGAUGAUACAAGAGGACUGAUUUGAUCCUUUGAUGUAACAGUAAGAUUGACUGGGUUUGAAGUCGAGUGUCACUAAUAUGAAGUUUUCAAAGGUUAGAUAUGAGCCUAGCAAUUGGUCAGUGUUUUUUAAAUACUAUUUUUUCAAUUUAAAAAAUGAAACGAUUUUGCAAUGACACAGUGCAGGAGCACUGUGUACAUUCAAUUUUGAGGAUGGUUUAUAUACAUAUUACAACAUAAUUUCUCAUACUAUUGUAGUAUUUUAAGUAUGUUGGUGCAGAAGGUUUAAGAUGUUUACUAUACUCAUGAUGUCACAGUUCAUUGUAAAUUGCUUGCAUUGCCUGAUCAUCGUUUGGUCUAUGAAAUCAUUACAAUAGUUUUUUUAUGUCGUGCUAGGGGAUAGUAUUUUUAAUUUAGAAUGCAAGUCAUUUCUGAAAAAGUGCAAUAUUUUUUUUGCAAUGAGUUAUUGUUCUUAGCACUUUUAACAAACACAACACUCUUACACACAACAUUGACCACCAGUCCAGGUAAACUGAUGGAAAUAAAAUGUGUUUCAACAUUGAACAUUGACUGGUAUGACAUAUUUUUGAUGUUUUGUUCAUUUCUUAUUAGGCUCAUGCUCAGUUGUGUCAUUUCAUGUCAUCAAAAUAAAAUUGAUAUUUUCUUCUUCUAAAGGAUCUAUAACAAAAUACAGUUUGUCAUGACCUUUUACUCUCCUGCAAUCCAGGUUUGUGAGUCGAGUUAAAAUGUUGAAGUGUUUUUUUGAGAACAUUACCAGCUAGUACCAAUGGUACGUCGACCUGAUACCUGCAGUAUAAAGGGAGAUAAGUCUAUCACAGUUAAAUUUGUGUAUUAUUGAUUAGUCUCUGUAAUGACAAUACAUAUUAUACGACAGUUCUAUGUAUUGACAGUGUAUUUUGUACAUGAAAUGAUUGUCAUCCUUUCCACAGGUAGUUUUUAGAUUUUGAAAAUAAAUAAUGUAUUUGUGUAA